GGCGCACACCGGAAGUGGAGUGGACACGGCUCGUCUGUUAGCUCGCAGCAUGAGUGCAAUCAUGUUAUCCUUACCAGGAAGAGCGGACCUCCGCUCAUGGACAUGGCCUCUCCUCCUCCUGCUGCUGCUUUCAACGCCGCGGCCGGCGUCGGCCAAGCCCGACAGCCUGAAGGAAGUGACGGACGGGGACUGGGAGAAGAUAAUGACAGGCGAAUGGAUGAUUGAGUUCUACGCGCCCUGGUGUCCCGCGUGCCAGCAGCUGCAGCCGGUGUGGCAGGAGUUUGCAGACUGGGGGGAUGACAUGGGCGUCAACAUAGCCAAGGUGGAUGUGACAGAGCAACCCGGUCUGAGCGGGCGAUUCAUCAUAACCUCACUUCCUACUAUAUAUCACUGCAAGGACGGCGUCUUCCGCAAGUACCAGGGAGCUCGUACUAAAGAUGACUUCCUCAGCUUUGUGGAUGAGCAGAAAUGGAAGUCCAUGGAGCCCGUCUCUUCGUGGUUCGGCCCAUCUUCAUUUCUGAUGAACUCCAUGUCGGCCUUGUUCAAGCUCUCCAUGUUCAUCCGGCGCUGCCAUAACUACAUGACGGAGCAGCUGGGGAUUCCUGUUUGGGGCUCAUAUGUCAUCUUUGGUCUGGUCACCCUGUUUGCUGGCCUGACGCUGGGUCUGUUGCUGGUGUUCAUCGCCGAUUACGUCUUUCCCUCGCGGCGAUUUUCUUCACAUGAUUACUACCAGAGGAAACAGGCGAUGGAGCAGCAAAGGCUGAUCCAGAAUCAAGAUGAGGACCAGGAGGCCGACGGCGAAGAGGAUGACGACGACGACGAGGACGACGACCACGACGGGGUCUGGAGAAAUCGAAGAGGGUCUCCCGAGGGUCGGCCAGAACCUAGAGUCCAGGGUUACUCCGACGAAGCUCUCAGGAAGAGAGCGGUGGGCAGCCGCGAGGAGGACGACGAGGAGGACAGCUAGAGUCAGCGCUGAGGUUCCCGUGGCUCAGCUCUUAGUUUGAGGAAAGCACAGUGGAGUCAGCCCAGUUGGAGGAGCUGUGGUAUUGAGCGGCAGUAUUAAGAAGAAGGGGUCCAAAAUCUUCCUUCUGACACCCCCACCCAUCAAACACCCUACCUUAACACCCCCACCCCCCGCCCGCCCCCGUUUAAAACGGGAGCGCUUUAGACUUCUACCUCCGCUCCCUCCAUCUGAGCAGCAGGUCCCAACUGGAACAACAAAAAACUUCUGAUUCUGAGUCCGGCCUCGCUCGUGUUUUCACGAGUGAAAACGAGCCGCCACGCCUGAGGAGUAGGUAUGAAGUGCAGUACAGCUGAAUUUUGAAAUGCUGUUUACGCUAUGCAUUUUUUUUUCAAAAAUGUUUUUUUUUCUUCUUCUUUGAAUUAUAACAAGCUUUGUUCUGUGAAUUUUACAGGUGAAUUCAAGUAGGUCAUUUUAUUCUGCACAUAAAAUUCAGUGUUUGGUUAAUAGGUUAGUUUUAAUCCUUAUAAUUUCAACUCUUUAUUUCCUACAUUUACAUCUAGAAAUAUAUUGAAAUUGAAUACGGGGAAACAAUUGUAAGGUUGAUUUACCUGAUAAAUUAGGUUAAAAUAAACCUUAAUGUGGAGCAUUUCAGCGCGAUCUGGACCUUAAUGUGCGCCAAACUUUUUUUUUUUUUUUUUUUUUUUUUAAAUAAGUGAUUUAAUAUGAAUGCAUCAUUGACCAAAGAUAUUCAAAUCGACUGUUCCUUUAAGCGAGAACAGCCUCCAAACAUAAUAAAUGAUCUGUUCGUGCAGCUUUCUUCCAAGUUUGUAAUGUAAUGCAUUACUGAUUGUUUGCUGUCGUUCAGUAAAAACAGAAUAGAGAGAAAUAUACACAAAAACAGCACUUGUGUAGUUCAGACAGAACCACAUGCAGUAAAAAUUAUUGAGCGCAAAUUAAGGAUUACAACUUCAACAAGCAAGUUAUGGGGCAGGAACUCAUUUGAUUUACGAUGCUCAGUCAUCACACCAGUUUGGCUGAGGAGCAAUGUAUAAAAUUAAUUAAAAACGGGGUGUGCUUUUAGGACGAAUUAAAAAGUCCCAAAAGCACAUCCUGCUCAUGAAAACAAGUAUUCACUCCAAAUGUGUGGAAAUAUGUUUGCUAUCAUUUUCAGUUUUGAUUUGUACUGCUGGUUUUGCUCUUAGAAAUGAAUGUUUACUUUGGGAGCCUCCUGAAUGUGCGGUCGACCUGUCGGUACGGCAGCUUCACACUUUAUGCAUGCGGAAAUGCAAUAAAAAAAGAACAAGGGAGGGGGGUUGGGGGGGGCUUUGGUUCUUGUUGUACAUUGGUUUUGGUUUGCACUCCUCUCCUCACAAUGAAUCACAAUUAAGAGACUGCCUAGUUCUAGCUUUUGGUUUACCCUUCUCAAAAAAGUCCAAGCAUCUGACUUAAAGCUAUGAAUUUCAUCUGUUUCCACAGCCAGGAGCGUUUGAGCUGCAUUUUCAUGCACAUUUCAUUGUUUUUAAAGGGCCUGUAACGAUUUCAUGGACUAUUGAUUUACUUCCGUUUUUUUUUUUUUUUUU
Fundulus heteroclitus (mummichog) is the source of this 2547-nucleotide messenger RNA. It is a transcript of the gene tmx1, whose product is annotated as thioredoxin-related transmembrane protein 1. The record is from RefSeq and is a predicted model, not a curated record. Lineage: Eukaryota; Metazoa; Chordata; Actinopteri; Cyprinodontiformes; Fundulidae. Bases 50 to 967 code for a protein of 305 amino acids. The transcript is spliced from 8 exons.